Molecule: messenger RNA, 1248 nt
Organism: Colletotrichum siamense
Lineage: Eukaryota; Fungi; Ascomycota; Sordariomycetes; Glomerellales; Glomerellaceae
Exons: 2
Coding region: 1-1248 (415 amino acids)
Source: RefSeq, a predicted model, not a curated record
AUGGCCGACGAAAGCACACAGAAUGGCCAUGAGCGCCGUCUUACCGAGCAGGAGGUCGCUGCCUUGUCUCCAAUCGACUUCGUGACCCUGGGCAUGUUUAUCAUAGAUGAGAUCCAUUUCUUACCACCCACGCCGCCAGUUCAGGACAUCCUCGGCGGCGCCGGAUCUUACGGCGCCCUCGGAGCCCGCCUCUUCUCGCCGCCCCCCGACGCCUCGUCCGUCGGCUGGAUCGUCGAUCAAGGCUCCGACUUUCCACAGUCACUAACUAACAUCAUCAAUACUUGGGAGACAUCUGUAGUGUUUCGCGAGAACCCUGACCGUCUUACAACGCGCGGCUGGAACGGCUACGAGACAGCUGAGAGGCGCGCAUUCAAAUAUACCACUCCCAAGAAACGCCUCACCGCCCAAGAUUUGACCCCUCACCUGCUACUCUCUAAAUCUUUCCACCUCAUCUGUUCCCCGACGAGAUGCAAGGAUCUAGUAGGUGAUAUUACAUCAGCUCGCAAGCGCGUAUGCCCGUCUGACCUGUAUACAAAACCUAUCUUUAUCUGGGAACCCGUGCCUGACCUCUGCACCCCUGAUGAGCUACUGAACUGCACAAACACUCUGCCGCUGGUUGAUAUUUGCAGCCCAAACCAUUCAGAGUUGGCAGGCUUCAUGGGUGAUGACGGCCUGGAUCCCGAGACUGGUGCCAUCUCAAAAUCAGCCGUUGAGAGAUCAUGUGAGCAGCUUUUGGCUAGCAUGCCUCUUCAGUCCUUCACCCUUGUUGUACGCGCAGGCGAUAAGGGCUGCUAUGUCGCACGAAAUGGCGGCCGUAAGCGUCAACCUGCUACACGUGACGGCGCGGGUACAAAGCGCCGCAAGAAGGACUAUACAAGGGGGGGUCUCCGGCCAGAUACCGAUAUGGAGGCUUUGUUCGCCGGCCUGCUGCAAGACGACGAAGGAGUCGUUGUGAGAGAAGAAAUCGAGGUUGACGCGGGCACGGAGACAUGGAUCCCAGCCGUCCACCAGGACCCCACCAAAGUAGUAGAUCCAACCGGUGGAGGCAAUACCUUCCUGGGCGGUCUUGCUGUCGCACUUGCGAGGGGUAAGAGUGUCGAAGAGGCCGCAAUAUGGGGUAGCGUAGCAGCCAGUUUUGCCAUUGAACAAGUCGGCGUGCCGACCCUGGGCGAAGAUGCCGAUAGCAAGGAAACAUGGAACGGCGUUCGAGUACGAGAUCGACUUGCCGACUUUCAAUCUAGGUUGUGA